CGUCUGACGUUUCUCCAGUAACCUCCAGCCCACAUGCAUGUUUGUGGUGCUGAAUUUAAACAGACGGGAUUGUUUCGCGAGACGUAAAUUGUCAUUUGUUCGGAUCAGAAUGAAACAUUUUGAAUGGCUCGUUUCCACUUAAAAUUCAAGUACGAGGGACGUUAGUGUGAAGCACCGUCUGUGAAGUUCGGACAACCAACAAGGGAUAUGUAACCGAAAUAUGACGUUUUUUGUUUGUUGCAAACCUGCCUUGUUUUAAAUGAUCUGCGUUGAUGAAUAUGAAUGCCGUAUCCUUAAAACAUUAAGGUAGGCUACAUGUUUAGACCAGAAUACGCUUUUUGAUAGGUCUUGUCCAUCAACAUGUGGCACUUUGAAGGUCCGUAGACAUUAUGAUGAAUCAAGAAGCAACUACUGAAAGGAUAAUGUGUAAUAAUUCACACUAAUAUGAAAACACCUUAUUGUUAUAAUGGAUGAGAAAUCCAAUAAGCUGAUCUUAGUUCCUAUUUUAGCUGUUCUUUUUGUAAUGAUAGGCUAUCAAUAUAUCUGUCCAGCUGGCAGCAAUUCUUGCCACUUUAAUACCGGGGAAAAAUUGAGAGGGGCCAGUCUACUUUCUACCCAAUAUCGGACAAACGAAGACUUUUACACAGAACUGGAGGAUGACAGCCCACCGAAAUUGCCGUCAAAAUUCAACUUUACUGAACGAGACCUUCAGCGGCACGUGGAUUUCAAUAUCAAAGGAGACGAUGUGAUAGUGUUUUUACACAUUCAAAAGACUGGUGGAACCACGUUUGGAAGGCACUUAGUUAGGAAUAUUCGUUUGGAGCAGCCAUGCGACUGUAAGUCAGGGCAGAAGAAAUGUACAUGCCACCGACCAGGCAAAGACGAGUCCUGGCUGUUCUCUCGGUUCUCUACGGGCUGGAGCUGUGGUUUGCAUGCCGACUGGACAGAGCUCACCAACUGUGUACCUGUCAUAAUGGACAAGAAGAAAGCUCAAAAGAACAAAAGGAACUUCUACUACAUAACCAUGCUGCGUGACCCCGUCUCCCGCUACCUGAGCGAAUGGAAGCACGUGCAGCGCGGCGCCACCUGGAAGACCUCCCUGCACAUGUGUGACGGGCGCUCGCCCACGCAGGACGAACUGCCCACCUGCUACAGCGGGGACGACUGGUUGGGCGUCACCCUGACCGAGUUCAUGGACUGCCCAUCCAACCUGGCCAACAACCGGCAGGUGCGCAUGCUGGCCGACCUCAGCCUGGUGGGCUGCUACAACCUGUUAUCCAUGAACGAGAGCGAGCGCAACCACAUCCUGCUGGGCAGCGCCAUGAACAACCUGAAGAACAUGGCCUUCUACGGCCUGACCGAGUUCCAGCGCAAGACGCAGUACCUGUUUGAGCGGACGUUCAGCCUGCGCUUCAUCGCCGCCUUCACGCAGAUCAACAGCACGCGCGCCGCCAACGUGGACCUGAGCGAGGCUGUGCGCCGCCGCAUCGAGGAGCUAAACUACCUGGACGUGCAGCUGUACGAGUACGCCAAGGACCUGUUCCUCCAGCGCUUCCAAUACACCCGCCAGCGGCAGCACCAGGAGGAGCGCUUGAAGAGGCGCGAGGAGCGCCGUUGGCUGCGGGAGCAGAGGGAACAGAGCAGGGACUCUCUCCCCAAACGACAGGUGGGCGGGGGAGGGGGCGGAGACGAGCUGGCCACCACCACCGAAGACUACACCAGCCAGGUGGCUCGCUGGCCCUCGUGCUCACGUCGUCACACUCUGUGGUUUUCCAUGGUGGUGGAGCCCACGUCAACACCACUGUUGGAUCAGCUAAUCUGAUGUGUUGUUCUGUUAUGAGCAUUCCGACUAUCCAAUGACAAUAUUUUCAUUAAAAUAUGAAUUUACUUCUGAUUUGAUAGUUCUGUCUCGUCACUGAGCACAGUUUUGGUCCAUUAACCGUAACCUGUGAGUGGAAUUGUUUAUGUUGUUUACGUUAGUUUGUAUCCAGUUCGUUGAUUUACUGUAAUGUAAUACUAAUCCAUGAUCCAAAUUAGGCCUGCGCUUGAACUAAAAAGCCUGCUAAAUUAAUAAUCUCUAUUGAAAGUGCUUUUUUGACCAAGAAUACGCAGCAUCUGGUAAAACUAGUCCUUUGCGUUUUAAGUAAUUGUUUGAGCUAAUAAAUUAUUAUAAUGGUGUGUGUGUAUAUACCUCCUUCUGUGUGUGUGUGUGUGUGUGUGUGUGUGUGUGUGUGUGUGUGUGUGUGUGUGUGUGUGUGUGUGUGUGUGUGUGUGUGUGUGUGUGUGUGUGUGUGUGUGUGUGUGUGUGUGUGUGUGUGUGUGUGUGUGUGUGUGUGUGUGUGUGUGUGUGCGCGCGCUCAUGUAUGUGUGUGUUUUUGUCAUCAUUGUAUAUUGGUCACAAUGCCAUUGAGCCAACACACCCACUAUGGUAAUACAUUACCUCAUCAUUUUCAAAUCAACAUUAUGGAUACAAUUACCAUGAGUGUUUUUUCACUUUUCUUUCAAAACGAUGGAAUGGGCUGUGAAAAUAUCGCCCUGACGAAAACAAUAUCUUAUUUUCAUGUAGUUGUUAUCUGCUCAAACUUACAGUAGUGUGAUGUAUAUAUUGAUGCAAAGUCUGGAAAGUCUGAAAUGAAUAUGUCAAAACCUAUGAUCUCUGUGUAAAUGAAGUGAUGAAAGUGGACCUAAAAAGGUCAUGUCACACUAGAUAUUGUACUGCCAUUCCCUAAUCCCUGUGAUAGGCCAUGUUGUGAUAGAGUGAUUUGAAUAAACUUCAACUGUCAUUCAACUUAAGUGCACAUCUUUGAAUAACAGAUAAUCUUACAUUUAUGUAUUGCAAAAUUUGUCUUAAAGGAAAGGGGUUAUAUAUCAUCACUCUGGGAAGUGGUGUUUAAGGUUAACUUUCUAAAUGUAUGAAUCUGUAUGUUUCUGGUCAAAUUAUUGUGUAUGAAAAGGGAGGUCUCGAUUCCAUUUGACGUGUCAUACUUCAUCGGCAUUUUUCUUGUCAGGUCUACAAAGCUGGGUGAAUACUCCUUCAGAUAUUAGACAUAAAUGCCUUGAUCAACCAUGGCCAACCUCUGACUGGAAUCACUUGUAUAAAACCAGAUUCAUUAGAAAUGUUAUUG
Oncorhynchus gorbuscha (pink salmon) is the source of this 3125-nucleotide messenger RNA. Its product is annotated as heparan-sulfate 6-O-sulfotransferase 3-B-like. The coding region runs from base 467 to 1822 and encodes 451 amino acids. Lineage: Eukaryota; Metazoa; Chordata; Actinopteri; Salmoniformes; Salmonidae. Gene Ontology annotation, molecular function: heparan sulfate 6-sulfotransferase activity. The transcript is spliced from 3 exons. Gene Ontology annotation, cellular component: membrane. The record is from RefSeq and is a predicted model, not a curated record.